AGGCUAGAGCUCGAAAUUGAACAACAGCGAUUAAACUCGCAGAACAGUAGAGUUGGGGCUCCUGUACGAGCAAGUGAGGCCGAGUCGUAUCAAAUGAAGAAGCUCCUGCAGCCGUUUAAAGUUGGGGAAGACGUGGGCCUAUUCUUAGUUAACUUUGAGAGGACAUGUGAGAAGUUGAGCUUCGCCCCAGAAACGUGGCCGCAACGGCUUUUGACUUUGUUGCCCUGUGAGGCUGCAGAGGUUGUCGCGCGCCUUAGUACUAUAGACGCGGACGACUACGACAAGGUGAAGUCGAGCCUUUUGAAGCGGUAUCGCCUUUCUGCCGAGGCGUUCCGUCAAAGGUUUAGAAACGCAUCCAAAAAGAGCAGCGAGGGCUACUCGGAAUUCGCGUACGCGCUUAAAACCAACUUGAUAGAAUGGUUGAAGAGCGAGGAAGUGUACGAAAGCCGCGACAAGGUAGUCGAGUGUGUGUGCCUCGAACAGUUCUUUCGUAGCAUUCCGCAGUCAGUCAAGCUCUGGGUGCAGGAUAGGGUGGGAGUCGACUCUGUCGAAAGGGCCGCUGAGCUAGCCGAAGAGUACGCAACGCGUAGAAAGCUGAGCGGAGAGGAAAGCGAACCCGGCCGGAGCGAUCAGCGCAAGCCCUUCCAACAGGGAAACGGCUCGCGAGAAAAAAGGCCCGAGAAGCCAGAAACAGGACAAAAGGUCCCAGAAAAGAGCGGAGAUCCCUCGAACGGAGAUCCCUCGAACGAAGACGAGGCACGGAAAAGCCAAAAAGGGCAGUUCGAGGCAAGGAAGCCGUUCCUGUGCUACAACUGUCAGGAGCCGGGACACACAGCGGCCAGGUGUAACAAACCGCGGGUUGUGUUCUCGUACGUGAGCGGUAGUGACAGGGACCUGGAGCUUCUUCGUCCCUAUCUUCACGAGCUCCAGGUAAACGGAAAGCCGUGCAGGGUGCUUCGUGACAGUGCAGCGACGAUGGACGUUGUUCAUCCGUCGUAUGUAACGACAUCCGACUUUACUGGAAAGGUAGUUUGGAUCAAGCAGCUGCUCGAGAAGCACAGUGUCUGUCUGCCUAUGGCGAGAGUAAGGAUAACUGGCCCGUUCGGAGAGCUAGUGACAGAGGCGGCUGUCUCGCAAACAGUCCCGUUGGAGUAUCCCUAUUUGUUUUCUAACCGGUCAGAUUUCCUGCUGCGCGAAAGGGGUCAACAACUGGGAGAAGGACUCGUUCAGUCGUGUACGAGGUCCAAAUCGCGUCAGCUCGCCCCUUUGUUAACGAGUGAUCCAGAGCGAAAGACAGCUGACGGGGAGCAAGCACUCCCAGAGUUGGAGGCAGAGAAACGGGAUGAGGGGGUCCGGGUUGUAGAACAGCCCGACCUCGUAGCACUAGAAAGCGUUCGCCGUCCCAACGCGCCGGCGAAAAAGGCGGAAAAAGACGGGAUCAUUAAAGGAUCUCUCGUAGCUCCGGCGUCACAUAACUUUGGUCCUCUGUUACGAGUAGACAGAGUGUCUCUGACAGUAGAGCAGAAGAGCGACCCUAGUGUGUCAGGGUUUCGCGGUACAGCUCAGGAGAUUGCUAGGACCAAUGUGACGGGGCAUGAAAAAGGCGGAUUGUUUUAUCGGCGCUAUAAGGACCGCAUUUUCACGUCUAGAAAUCACGUGAAAAUCGAUCACUAUGACUUCAGCGUAAGGAAGAGGAAAGGCAAAUUUAACAGCAAUGCCGAUGGGUUGAGCAGAUUUUUCUGAUAUCACCAAAAAGAGUAGGGAUGAUCUCAGGUUUUCGUCAUCCACGGGAAUGAGGAUCGAAGUAGGGGGCACUUCGUUAAAACCCCAAAAUGACCUCACAAAUUGCGAAGAGUUUUUGUCUUUUUGUAUUUUGUUCAUAGUGACCUCGUUGGAAAAAUGAGUUUUGCUUUGGCGACAGCGGGUCUCGAUACCCGAAGUUGUCCUAAAAUUUUAUAUUGCAUUGUUUUGGCAAAUUUUGGUAAUCCGUAAUCCAGUCUGGCGGGUCUCUGGCGGAUUCCGAGCGUUUGACUGCGGUGUGGCGUGGUGUUGUGGGGGACGU
Molecule: messenger RNA, 2062 nt
Organism: Ixodes scapularis (black-legged tick)
Lineage: Eukaryota; Metazoa; Arthropoda; Arachnida; Ixodida; Ixodidae
Exons: 1
Molecular function (GO): zinc ion binding; nucleic acid binding
Source: RefSeq, a predicted model, not a curated record